Messenger RNA from Closterium sp. NIES-65, 393 nucleotides. Lineage: Eukaryota; Viridiplantae; Streptophyta; Zygnematophyceae; Desmidiales; Closteriaceae. The record is from the annotation of a GenBank genome assembly.
AUGCGCAGCUCGACAACAACGUCCGUUUACUACGCACCAUCUCGCACCUCACCUUUCAUUCAACCAUGCCUAUCCUCUCCUCGUCUCGCCCUCUUCCCCGUUGCAGCGCCAUUCCACUUCGCCCCGCUCCCAGCCCCAGCCAGCGCGGAUCAGAUUGCGGGCGGUGGUGGCGGGGGGUCGGGGGAAGGCGGGGCGGAGGCAGGAGGUGGAGGGGAGGGGCGGAAGGAGGAGGUCGGGGAGUGGCGGUGCAUGUGCUUCCGGCAAGAUCAGACCCAGGAACAAGUCAGGGCGCCGCCGUUUAGGUUCGGCAAGGACCCGAACCUGGAGUCGGGGGAGCCGGACGAGGAGGAGCUUGACAUGGCAGCUGCUGUUGUGGGGGACGAUGAGCUCUAA